AUAUAUAUAUAUAUAUAUCUUGUCUGUACCUGAGCAAGUGUAAUAUGGGAAAUAGCUAUAGUACGCAAGAAAUCAAACAGAAAAUAUACCAAGAUCUCAAGAUAGAUGUCGCGUUCCCCUUCUUCCCCUUGGACCGAAAGACAGGCUUCAGUGCAUGCUGUGUCGUAGACACAGAAUGGGUUGAAAAACUAAGUCAGGCCUCCAUAGCACUCGAGAAUAUCAUGCUUAAGAAUCCAAGUUCGUCUCGUAUUGCGACUGAGGGCUCCUUACAGAAACAAUUGCCUACGAUCAAUGUCUAUGUUUCUGUUUUAUCAAAACCCAUGGCAUCAAGUUUGCCACUUUAUGAGUCAGUAUCAACAUCGAAAAACCAAACGCAGCAGACAGAAGAAGAUAGAUGGCCAUUGAUCAAUUACAUUCAGUCUUUACUCGAAGGCAAAGGCGCCGAUCAAAAGAUUGAAUCUUUGCGAGAUCAGUUUGGCGACUAUUGUCUUGCUGUACAAGAUCGGGACCCUUUAGCCAAAGUCAAAAAGAUCCAGUCUAUGCUUUGGCCCAAUUGCAAAUGGUUCAAAAAGACAGAAAGCAGCCAGGAUGAACACAUUGUUGUACAACUUCAGGAAACAGACACACAAGAAAGCAAAGAGGAUGUUAUAGACCUGGCAAACUCAAAUUUGCCUGAUGUGUUUGCCAUUAUUGAGUCAGACGAUGCAUUUUAUUUCCUAACUUCUUAUCGAGGCACUACAUUGCAAGACUUGCUUACUUACAAUCCAGGUGUAUUGAGUUCAAAUCUCAAGAAAUACUUUGUGGUCUACCAACUGCUGAGAAUAACUGCUAGUUUACAUGAUCGUGGCAUUUUGCAUGGUAGUCUAAAGGCAUCCAGUGUUUUAGUGGAUGAGAAUUUAUGGAUUCAGUUGGCUGGUAUUGAGUUUGAGCCUCAUUCUCCUGACUUUAACUUGAAGAAGUGGCUUCAUGAUAAGGAGGUAUCCAGAAUGACAAAGGAAAUACCUCAAGAGCCUUUAGUGGUUAGUUGGGUCAGGGGUAACAUUUCCAACUUUACUUAUUUGAUGGCACUUAACCAUCUAGCUGGCAGAAGAGAAGGUGACCCUAACUUUUACCCUAUUUUGCCUUGGAUCACUGAUUUCUCGGGUGAUGCUGUGGAAGAUGGUUGGCGUAACUUUACGCAAACAAAGUUCCGUAUCAACAAGGGCGAUGAGCAACUUGACUUUACGUUUGAUGGACCUGUUCCUCAUCAUAUCACAGAUAUCCUAUCCGACAUCACCUAUUAUGUCUAUCAAGCCAGAAAGACGCCUAUCCCUGUCUUGUGUCAAUUCGUCAGAUCCAAAUAUGAGCCCAACGAAUACCCUUCGUCGAUGCAACGUCUAUAUCAAUGGACACCGGAUGAAUGUAUACCUGAAUUCUAUACGGACCCAACUAUCUUUAAGUCCAUUCAUCCGGAUAUGCCCGAUAUCCAAAUCCCUUCAUGGGCUUCUUCGCCUGAAGACUUUAUUCGAAAACACUCGGAGGCUCUGGAAAGCGACUAUGUAUCGGCCAAUCUUCAUCACUGGAUUGAUUUGACAUUUGGUAAAGAUUUGACAGGCAAAGGUGCUGUAGAAGCCAAAAAUGUAGCAUUGCCUUUGUUGGCUGGUCAAAAUAGUUUCAUGAAACAUGGUAUCAUCCAACUCUUUAAAGAAAAGCAUCCUCAACGAGGCUGCAACUGGGGUAAAACAAGAAAAGAAGCUGAUCUAGCCAAUUUCAAAGCCACGGAAGCAAUUGAAAACGAUCAAAAUCAUGAAGAAGAGAAUGAAGAACACACCAAACUAUCUCUAUCUAAAAAGACAGAAGAUACCGCCUCUUUUUUGCCGACCAUCACUAACAGAACGCAUCGAAGCAGCAGUGUAAGAACUCGCCAAACCGUUUUGUCAAAGAAUGCUAGUCUUGAUAGUGCAACCACAGGGCUUUUGUCUCAUGUAGCAUCGCCUACCACCACCACUACGACCACAGGUACUGCAGCCACUCCAUCCAUUGCCAUCAGCACGAAUAGAGAUCGCACGCCUUCUAUUCAUUCUACAGCAUCUUCCAUCGACACAAGUCGCAGUUUGCCAGCUUCUUUGUUGGCAGCAGAGCCCUUGAUAUCUGCCUUGCGCUCUGAACCCAUUCGCUUACCAUCUAUGUUUAAUGAUAAUUAUUUUAUUGAUGAUUUAGAUCAUUAUGAAGACAUGGUAAAUUUCGCAGCUAAAUACAAGUCCAUUAUGUGUUACGCUGAACGUGUUGAAAAUCCUGUGUAUCCUAAUCCGUCUCGCCGGUUCAUGAUCGAUCCCACUCAUCCUACUGAACCUGUAGCCAAUGCGUUCUCUGUGGGUACUGCUUAUGAUAUGCUAUGUCUAAGUCAGAUCAUUCAAGCCAUUUAUACUGCAAGAAACGCUCGGUCCAUGGACACAGAUGAAACCCUGCAAGCAAAUGCCAAUGGGUAUCUUGAACCCAACCAGAACGAAUUGGGCUGCGACGUAGAGUCCACAGGCACAUCCGAUUUACCACCCUCUAUCGUGGGUGUACUUGCUGCUCUUCAGGCUGAGAACUGGUACGAGAGGCCGAGUGCAAAGUCAAUUUUGUGCGCUUCGUUUCCUGUGAUGACAGUAUGUGAUGCUCGUUAUUCUAUCCCAUUUCCAAGUAUGAUUCCUGAAAUGUAUGAGUAUUUGGCCAGUUUUCACCAAGCGGAAUGGUCGAGAAGACUUUAUCUUGCAGACAAAUGGAUUGACCGUAUUUGUGAUAUAGAAGAUGAGGCUUUUUUACUGCUAUUGCCUAGUUUCUCUCAAUUAUUUACGCAUAUAGAAACCCGUAUUGGAUCUGUCAGUCUGUUCCCUAAAUUAGCUCAACGAUUAGGUCCUGAAAGAGCACGUCAACAUCUUUUAAAACGAAUUAUUUCCAUGUUUGAAGCACUACGUCCCAACAUUCCCAAAGUCCUUUUUGAAGAAAAGACCAUUUAUGAAUUUGUCAAAAGACUUGGUAUUUCCAUCUUUUUACAACAAAUGCUCCCUUGUUAUCUUGAAGCAUUAGCUAUUCAAGAAAGCGAUACAAAGUCUCUUGCAGGCGAUUCACUUGAAUAUAUCUGUACCUUGUUAGGCCCUGUCUUAACAUCCAAACACAUUGUUCGCCAACUCGUCAAGAUUAUUUUUCGCGAUAACUUGGUACGUCCUGGUCUGAUCCAUACGACAGUUCGAAUCAUUGGAGGAUUUGGCUCAACAUUCACAGCUGUUCAGUAUGCUUAUUUGAUUAGUUUGAUCGAUACAUACCAUAAGCCAUCUGCUGCUUCAAUCACACUAAAGAACGCAAAGACAGUUUGCUCCAUCUUGACUUUGUUGCAAGACUUGGUGCCUUAUAUGACAAACGAUACGCUUGUUACUGAACUCAAAUCUGGUUUUAUUUCGACUUUAUAUCGACUGUUAGAACCUGUGCCGCAAGCAGCUACGGAAGAAGAAAAUCAAUCCAUGUCUCAAGAACAACUUCGAUUGCGCCUUACUAUUAGCAUGAAAACAAUGGAUUAUUUGUUAGUGGCAAGUCAAAAACUAACAACACAAGAAUGGGAAUCAACCAUUGUAUCCACGCUUCAAAAAUACUUUUCUGGCUUCUCAGUUACUGUAGCAGGUGAUGAAGAACUUGCAAACCAACUUGGUCAUUCGUUGACUUCUCUCAAGAGCUAUCAGAUGAUGUAUUCGUAUUAUCGAUUUUGCCUGAUUUUGACGAUUGAAAAGAUGCGACGUGUUAUACCUACCAGUGAAGCUAUUGAAACCAUGAUGUUUCAUCACUUUGCUUCUACUAAUCUACAGAUACCUACAGCCUCUGUCUCUUCUCGUGUCAGUCACAUAGGAUCUAAAAAACCACCUGUCAUGAUUUUACCUACUAAAUCAGAAACCACAUCAACUUUACAGUCCAAUUCAGCCAGUAGCAAAUUUAUGUCAUGGAUGAUACCCAACAAGCGUAUGUCAGUGACUGAAGCAGAAGCCAGAUCUUCUCAAACGUCUAUCAAUUCAUCAUCAUCAUCAUCUUCUACCUCUUCGUCUUCACUAUCGACGAAACAAACCAUGGAAGACAUGUCCACUAAACACAGUAUUCAGUCGAUUGAUGGAGACAAACUUUACGAGUAUGCGACCAAGGAUUUAUACAUGUUUAGUUCUACUUUUGCAAUGACCAUGUCUUCUUCAUUACCGAGUGAUGAAAAGAGUUCUAUAAAUGCAAAUGAUACAAGUCAGCAGAAAGACACCAGCAAGACAACAAAACCUGUAGACAAAGAAAUUAAAACCAAAGUGCCUACAAGUGUCUUACCAUGGAAGACGAAAUGGAAGCCUUCUCCAGAAGAUAAAAAAAACUGGAAUCGAUUUUUAUCCACCAAUUCUGAAGAAAUGUCAAAUUCAAUGCAGUUUUCAUUCAAUGAUCUUAAACUUCGAGGAUUUGCAGGACACAAUGGUUCUGUCAAGACAUUUUCAGUCAAUGAACCAGCCAAGUUGUUUGCUUCAGGCUCUCGAGAUAAGACAGUCAAAAUUUGGUCUUUGAAUGUACAUCAUGGGAUUGAGAAUUGGGAGACAAACCCCUUUUCUGAGAGUUUAAUGACCUAUACAGGACACCGUCGUGGGGUCAUUAGUGAUGUUCAUUUCUUAUCAACCGGUGGACUCAAUGAUAUCAUUGCUAGCUGUGAUGGACAUGUUCAUUUAUGGGAUCCUGAAACAAGUAGUUCUCUUCAUCAAUUUACCAGUAAUCGAUCUUCUGUUGUGUCUCUUAAGCCUAUUUUUCAAUCAAGACAUUUGGUUGGAGGUACGAUGGAUGGCAGCUUAUCCUUUUUGGAUGCUCAUAACUAUAAGCCUUUGUAUACAUGGAAAUCAAGUUCCAUGUUGAAUGGCAUGAUUCGGAUCAUUGCUGUCAACUUGUCAGAGACAUUGGUUGCCAUUGGGUUCUCCACAGGAGCUAUUUCAUUAAUAGAAACGAGAACUGGUACUUUAGUAGCCAGUUGGAAAGGUGGUGACACUGAGAUUGUUUCUAUGAGAUUCUAUACAGACGAAUUGCUCUUGUCUUGUGCUACAGCUGACCACUUGAUCUGUUGUUGGAAUGUCAAUCGCUUAGCUCUUGUCAAGACGAUAUCUGUACCUCAAGAUGUUAUUUCUCUUGAUAUUUACAAGGAUGAAAUCUUGACCAUCAAUGCGAAUAAUUCAGUAUCGUUUAUACCAAUCAACGAAGACUUUCAAGCAUAUUCUUCUAAAUUCAAGACUUCGAUAAUCAAAUCUCAAGUGAGUUCAUUCAGUAUUGUGCCUACAGAUCAAUUGCUUUUGUUUGGCUGUACAGAAGGAGAAAUAUUUUUAUAUGCGUAACAGUUUGACAUGUCUCCUUCAUUUGCAAUAGGGAUAAUUUUGUUUGUCAGAUAAACACAAAUGCAGUCUUCAUAAAGAAACAAUUUAUCCACAUUUAACAACAUCAC
Gilbertella persicaria is the source of this 5461-nucleotide messenger RNA. RefSeq lists its product as uncharacterized. Gene Ontology annotation, molecular function: protein binding. The transcript has 14 exons. The coding region runs from base 45 to 5354 and encodes 1769 amino acids. NCBI's taxonomy places the organism in Eukaryota, Fungi, Mucoromycota, Mucoromycetes, Mucorales, Choanephoraceae. The record is from RefSeq and is a predicted model, not a curated record.